AUGAUAUUACCCGACCGUGAGAUUCUGACCUAUGGCAGAGACAAAGAUAACGACAUUACCUGGCUCUACGGCCCACUGAAGUCUAGUAGAAGCUCCAGUCCAACACCGAACGAAGCACGCUCGACACAAGCCCCCAGAAAACCUUCCCUGAAGCGAAAACCGAGCAUAUGGGAAGUCCCAGAGUAUCCUUCAGCAUCUAACGACUCCACAAAUGGGAGGUCUCUGCUUGGCCGAAUCUGGAACAUAACCAUCCAUUCAGUUCCUAGUAUAAUCCUCAGCUCGAGCCAAGACUGGAACAAGCGAAGAAAGUUCCGUGUCCGAUUUGAAGAGGAGGUACAGCAAUGCCAGUAUUCGCGUGAUGACAAUACAUUAUCCCAAUACAGCUACAACUAUAAUCAUCCUUACUUUCCGGAAGAGGCUGAGCUUUAUGAAAUCCAUCACUGUCCGUAG
Messenger RNA from Aspergillus luchuensis, 450 nucleotides. RefSeq lists its product as uncharacterized. NCBI's taxonomy places the organism in Eukaryota, Fungi, Ascomycota, Eurotiomycetes, Eurotiales, Aspergillaceae. The record is from RefSeq and is a predicted model, not a curated record. The coding region runs from base 1 to 450 and encodes 149 amino acids. The transcript has 2 exons.